Vitis riparia (riverbank grape) is the source of this 495-nucleotide messenger RNA. Its product is annotated as disease resistance protein RPV1-like. Lineage: Eukaryota; Viridiplantae; Streptophyta; Magnoliopsida; Vitales; Vitaceae. The transcript has a single exon. The record is from RefSeq and is a predicted model, not a curated record. Gene Ontology annotation, biological process: signal transduction. The coding region runs from base 1 to 495 and encodes 164 amino acids.
AUGGCUUCCACAAGCGCUCAAAUGGCAUCUGAUUCUUCUCCAUUCGACCUUGGAUGGACUUAUGACGUGUUCUUGAGUUUUAGAGGGGAAGACACCCGUUACAAUUUCACCGAUCACUUAUAUAAUGCUUUGGUUGGAAAAGGCAUUAUAACUUUCAGAGAUGACCAACUUAUGAGAGGAGAAAAAAUUGUGCCAGAGCUUCUAAAUGCUAUUGAAAAAUCAAGAUCUUCCAUUGUUGUUUUCUCAAAAACUUAUGCUCAUUCAAGGUCGUGCCUAGACGAGCUUGCAAAGAUCAUGGAGUGCAGCCGGAAAUAUGGGCAAAUAGUAUUGCCAAUUUUCUACCAUGUGGAUCCAUCGGAUGUACGUAAACAAACAGGGAGGUUUGGAGAUGCAUUCACCAGGUAUGAAGAAAAUUGGAAGAACAAGGUACAAAGUUGGAGGGAGGCCUUGACUGAAGCAGGCAAUCUUUCUGGAUGGCAUGUAAAAGUGGGGUAA